Cokeromyces recurvatus is the source of this 598-nucleotide messenger RNA. RefSeq lists its product as uncharacterized. Bases 21 to 416 code for a protein of 131 amino acids. Lineage: Eukaryota; Fungi; Mucoromycota; Mucoromycetes; Mucorales; Mucoraceae. The transcript has 3 exons. Gene Ontology annotation, biological process: extrinsic apoptotic signaling pathway. Gene Ontology annotation, molecular function: CD27 receptor binding. The record is from RefSeq and is a predicted model, not a curated record.
CUUUACGAAAUUUUUAAUAAAUGAAUAAAAGACGUCUUGAAGACAGUGGAUUUGCUAAUGUUUUACGUCAAAAACAAAAGGAGGAUCCUUAUUUAAAGCAGAAAGCCGCUCAGCGUACCUUUGCUUUAUUAAUGGAAGCGCAACGAAAUAUAAGUAAUUUAAAAGACAAACCAACUAAUGAGCCUUCAUAUAAUUACUUUAAUAAUGACGAUAACCAGCCAUCAAAAACAUUAACUUGUUAUAAAUGUUCCAAUUCCUUUGUAUAUGGAAGAUGUUCAUUUUGUGAAAACGUACUAUGUCAAAAUUGCAUACAGCAAUGCAAUACAUGUCAGCAAUGCUAUUGUAGUACCUGUUCGAUAAUUGAUUAUUCAUUAUCUUCAGAUCAAAUAUUCUGUCUAUCUUGUAAGCAAGGUUAGAAGGCAUACCACCUUCUUCUAAAAACAAUCAUAUUCCCAAUUAUAUAUUUAUAUAUGCAUAUACAUAUUUAAAAAAAAAAGACAAUGUAUUGUAAUUUAAUCGAAACAUAUACAAAAAAAAAAGGCAAUAAAAUUCAAGUCUUUUUCUUAUUGUUAUUAUUAUUGAAGGAGACGAUAAAAAA